Messenger RNA from Caenorhabditis sp. 36 PRJEB53466, 381 nucleotides. The record is from the annotation of a GenBank genome assembly. NCBI's taxonomy places the organism in Eukaryota, Metazoa, Nematoda, Chromadorea, Rhabditida, Rhabditidae.
AUGUUCGGUUAUUCGGAAAGGACAAAUCAAUGGAUCGUCGGCGUUUUCUCCUUGAAUGCCUUCGUGCUCGUCUACGUUUAUUUGUUCGUUCCUCCAUUCCAUCUCAAUUUCGAUUAUUUCCCUUCAGGUUCUUCCACCAGGAAUGGAUCAGCACAAUUUGUUCCAUCCUUCUUCCUCUUUUGGUUUGGCAAAUUCUGAUCUUCGGAGUCUUCGCCCCAGAUGAGGUGUUCAUGGAUCUGAUCGGAGAAAACCACCCAACUAACCAGUCUUCUGAUGUACUCGUUCAAACGUUUCUUUCACAAAACCUUGCCACUUCAGCGACUCCAAUCUCCCACUGCACCGUCGAUUCGAGCAGUCAUCGUUUCCUCUGGCGACCAUUGA